AUGAAUUAUUUGUCCAUUAAUUUAAGGGGAAUACGAGAUUCCAAAAAGGCGGAUUGGGUUAGGGGCUUGAAAACAUCGCACGGAGCGCAUUUCGUCGCGAUUCAAGAAACAAAGGUGCCAGGUAAUAUAACUUUUUUGGUAAAUCGAUUAUGGGGUAGAUCGUUAUUUGAGUUUGAUGCGGUAGAAUCAACGGGCAGGUCAGGGGGUUUACUUACUAUUUGGGAUCCAUCGAUUUUUGUAAAAUCCGGGGUAGUGAAGAACAGGAAUUUCUUGGCGGUGUUUGGGAAUAUGACAAGUUCAGGAGAUUUAAUAGCUGUUGUGAAUGUAUACGCACAAAAUGAUCCUGGAGACAGACGCAUUCUCUGGGCUGACUUGAUCCAGUUAAAAAAUACAUUUAGUGGGAUGUGGGUUUUCUUAGGAGACUUUAACGACGUUAGAUGGCAAGAAGAGCGUCUAAACUCAGAAUUUGUAGCUUUAAAUGCACAACAUUUCAACCAAUUUAUAGCAGAGGCGGACUUAGUAGAGUAUCAGAUGGGGGGCAGACAAUACACCUACAGGGUCGGAUAA
Molecule: messenger RNA, 567 nt
Organism: Helianthus annuus (common sunflower)
Lineage: Eukaryota; Viridiplantae; Streptophyta; Magnoliopsida; Asterales; Asteraceae
Exons: 1
Coding region: 1-567 (188 amino acids)
Molecular function (GO): catalytic activity
Source: RefSeq, a predicted model, not a curated record